Molecule: messenger RNA, 544 nt
Organism: Fundulus heteroclitus (mummichog)
Lineage: Eukaryota; Metazoa; Chordata; Actinopteri; Cyprinodontiformes; Fundulidae
Product: molybdopterin synthase catalytic subunit
Exons: 4
Coding region: 188-496 (102 amino acids)
Biological process (GO): Mo-molybdopterin cofactor biosynthetic process
Cellular component (GO): cytosol
Source: RefSeq, a predicted model, not a curated record
AGCUGACCGGACUGAAGGAGGAGCCUGUUGCCGUGCCAACACCAAUCAGCAGCGGGGACCUCUGGGCCCUGUUGCUGCGGAAACAGCCCAGGUAGAUCCGCUCUGACAGCAGGUGACAGGUACGACCCGCGAGGACCAGGUGGACGGCAGGAAGGUGGUUGGUCUGGAGUACGAGGCGUACGAGGCCAUGGUCCAAUCAGAGUUCUCCCAGCUGUGCGGGGACCUGAGAGCGCGCUGGCCCAGCCUGCUGCACAUCUGCAUCCACCACCGCCUGGGGUGGGUGAAGGUGGGCGAGGCCAGCGUUGUCGUGGCGAUCUCCUCCCCGCACCGCCACGACGGCCAGCAGGCGGUCCAGCUGUGCGUCAGCCGGCUGAAGGCCAGCGUCCCCAUCUGGAAGAAGGAAGUGUACGACACCCAGGAAGUGAGCUGGAAGGAGAACGCAGAGUGCCGGUGGUCUCAGAGCAGCGGCUCGGCGUCUGAGACGAAGAAAUGCUGAGGCGUUGAGUGUCUCUGUCUGUCACUGGGAAUUAAACCUGAAACCAAC